AUGUGUACGAAAUUAUGUACUUCACAGCCCAUCUACACCGAACCCAAACGAAUUUGUUCCACUGUUCCGUUAGACACUCGUCGCUUGCUACUCGUGGGUAAUGGUGGAAUCGCAACGGAGAUCGCCCACGAGGUUCUCGGAUGUCAGGUUGUCUGGGCAAUCAAGGACGCCAGUAUCAGCACUCCCUUCUUAGAUCCGUCUGCAGCUCGCUUCUUACUAGAUGCACGGGAUCGUUCUUUGCGUGAUACACGUGGGCAGACUGCUGCAGCUGCUGCCUCAGGUCCCGAUCAAACUGGUGAUCAACCGUCCAGUUCAACUCGGAUCCGACGUAUGCGUUAUGUGGUUGCCACCGAUGAGCAACCAGUAGCAUCUAAUGAUCCUCCCGCACCCAGUGGUACACCGUCCCAGCUGGUUCUUGUACCGGACAAUCGCGCUGUCGAGUCCAGUACAAAAUCUGUGGGUGCUGCUCUCGGUCCAGAUUGGGCCUUUGGAAUGGACCUGCAAGGCGCCAUUCCGGCCGCUAUGGAUAAUCGUUUGCUUAAGAAAUUAGCUGCAUCACCCUCAUUGUUUGUCUUCUCGAAUGCAUCACGUACUAAUGCGGCCUUUUUUGGCACGUCAUUCGACUUAGCCCCGGCCAGUGCGGGUGGUGGACUUUUGGUGGAUGAUCAGAUGCAAACCAGCGUGCCGGACGUCUAUGCUGCCGGUGAUUGUGCUUUCGCCAAUUGGACUUGGGCUCCGCAUUGGAUACAAAUGCGUCUGUGGAGUCAAGCACGUCAAAUGGGCUUUCAGGCUGCAAAAGCCAUGUUCGGACAUGCGAGAGGCGAGCAAUCGGUCCCGUUAGAUUUCACUUUCGAACUGUUCACUCACGUCACCUACUUUUUCGGGUUCAAGGUGGUACUUCUGGGCUUGUUCAAUGGCCAAGGGUUGGACCUGACCUCGCCAGACUGCUAUCUGUUGAUGCGAGUCACCCCCGGUGAAGAAUAUGUGAAGUGUGUAAUGCAAUCGGGACGCAUGCAAGGUGCCUUACUCAUCGGUGAGACCGAUUUGGAAGAGACACUGGAGAAUUUGAUUGUGAAUCAGUUGGAUUUGAUCAAUCUGGAAGAUUCUUUACUUGAUCCCAACAUUGAUCUAAGUGAUUAUUUCGAUUGA
Echinostoma caproni is the source of this 1149-nucleotide messenger RNA. NCBI's taxonomy places the organism in Eukaryota, Metazoa, Platyhelminthes, Trematoda, Plagiorchiida, Echinostomatidae. The record is from the annotation of a GenBank genome assembly.